CUCGCCAGCACGCGAGGACUGGUCCUCCCCUCCUCUUUCCCCAGGACAGUGGGGCUCGUCUCUCCCCCCCCCAGCCCACUCCUGGAGGCAGCGGGGAGGGAGGCGCUGGUUUGCAGGCGCUAAGGGGGUGCUGUGGAUGGCCCUGCGCACUGGGACGGCUUGGUUUGGGCAGGUCCUGCGCAGAGUUUCCCGGCUGCCGGGCACCUGGUCCAGGCGCUCCAGCAGCCUCCUGUGCCUGUCUUCCUCCCAGGAGCCCGAGCAGGGAGGCGGGGAGCUGCCGCCCCGGAGCCUUGGGAGCCGCCGCCGCCCCCUGCGGCUGCCCCCCUGCUGCCUGCAGCUCCCCCCCGCCGGCUGCGGCUGCUGCACCCUGUCGGAUCCCCGGACGGCCAGGGGGGGACAUGGUCCCCUCACUCGCCCCUUGCUGGCGGCCAUGAAGAGGCAGAACGUGCGGACCCUGUCCCUGAUCAUCUGCACGUUCACCUACCUGCUGGUCGGGGCCGCCGUCUUUGAUGCCCUGGAGUCCGACAACGAGUUGCGGGAGGAGGAGAAGCUCAAAGCCGAGGAGAUCCGGCUCAAAGGGAAGUACAACAUCACCAGCGAGGACUACCGGCAGCUGGAGCUGGUCAUCAUGCAGUCCGAGCCCCACCGGGCCGGGGUCCAGUGGAAAUUCGCGGGCUCCUUCUACUUUGCCAUCACGGUCAUCACGACUAUCGGUUAUGGACAUGCUGCCCCAGGGACAGAUGCCGGGAAAGCCUUUUGUAUGUUCUAUGCUGUCCUGGGGAUCCCACUGACACUGGUCAUGUUCCAGAGCCUGGGUGAGCGCAUGAACACCUUUGUCAAGUACCUCCUGAAACGGAUCAAAAAGUGCUGCGGCAUGAGGAGCACUGAUGUCUCCAUGGAAAACAUGGUCACUGUGGGUUUCUUCUCCUGCAUGGGAACCCUCUGCAUUGGAGCAGCAGCUUUUUCCCAGUAUGAGGAGUGGAGCUUUUUCCAUGCUUACUAUUACUGCUUUAUAACAUUGACUACGAUAGGGUUUGGCGACUAUGUGGCCCUGCAGACCAAAGGGGCCCUCCAAAAGAAGCCACUCUAUGUGGCUUUUAGCUUUAUGUACAUUCUAGUGGGGUUGACAGUCAUUGGGGCAUUUCUAAAUCUGGUUGUUCUCAGGUUCUUAACCAUGAACAGUGAGGACGAGAGACGGGAUGCCGAGGAGCGGGCAUCCCUGGCAGGGAACCGCAACAGCAUGAUUAUCCACAUCCAAGAGGACAGCCAGCAUGUUCGGCCACGGUACAAAGCCGAAGUAACAGACCUUCAGUCGGUUUGUUCCUGCAUGUGUUACAGGUCCCAUGAGUACACCAGCCGGAUGGUGUCGCACCAAAAUUCGUUCAGCUCCAAGCUGAAUCCUCAGUACUUUCACUCCAUCUCUUACAAGAUAGAAGAGAUCUCACCAAGCACAUUGAAAAACAGCCUUUUCCCAUCUCCUGUUAGCUCCAUCUCACCUGGGUUGCACAGCUUUACAGAUAACCACAGGCUGAUGAAAAGGCGAAAGUCCAUUUAAAGUGUUUUGUCUUCUUUUGCUUUACUUGUUUCCCCCAAUUACCUUUUUUGUUUCUUGAGUGAGACGGAGCGAGGCCAAAGGGAAUAGAAAAAGCCAGUCCUCCUCUGAGACUCAGCUCUUGAGCAUGAAGCAUGGAUUAUUACUGUUCCAGAAAAGUAUGCCUUACAUUACCCCCUCGGUGGAUUUCAGAGGAUUCGAGGUGACAUGAAAUGGGUACCAAAUCCAAAGUUGCACACAAGCUGGGAGCCUUCAUGUGCCAUUGGCACUCCUGACCUAAUAAACUAUUUUCCUCUCAAGCAGGUCGCUGUGUGCGUGUGCGCGUGUGUGUUGAGUGCGUGUGUGUGCAAUUCCACAACUAGUGCCAUGUGACAAAAAUGCAUCAGGUAUUAAUUUUUUUCCCCUUGAAGCAAUUGUGUUCCAGCCUGCUUUUAACUUUUAGACUGCUUUCAAAAGAAUAGGGGACGGGGGAGCCAAUUUGUUUUGUUUUUGCCAACUCAAGCAUGUGUCAUAAGCAGUCAAUAUACCAGGUGUAUCAUGAUAAAUUUUUGAAUGCUAGAUUUUAGAUUGUAUUAACAUAAAAAAAAGAGACAGGAAAAGAUGGAUCAUUUUAGCUUGCCAGUUCAAAAUUAAAAAUAAAAUAAAAUAAAAAUAAAGCAUGCACUUUGUAAAACUGGUAUGCAUUAUAAAAAAAACACAAGAAAAACUAGCAAUGGAAUUAAUAAUCAAAAGCAAAUAAUAUCAUUGAUUUAACUAAAUUUACUUUCACCAUUUGCUACUGUUCCAACAAUUUGUGCAAGUAGAAUUUUUUAAGAGAAAUUGGGGAAAUUGUUGGAACUAUAGAGUUUCUUUUUGUUACUUUGCUCUAAUUUAUAAAAUUUAUUAUUAUUAUGAAGGCGAUUAUUUUAUUUUAUUUUUUUGUGCAGCAACUACCUGCAUGAAUAGGAAUUAUAUUUUUUGAAAUGCUUGGAUGAGGAUGGGUAUAAAUAGGCGGAUGUAUAUUUUUUUCCUAUAUAAUAGUGACAAGGCAUUCCUUGUUUUAAAUAAAUAAAAAAAUAAUGAUGAUUGUCUCUAAAUGCUUUUGAUUUGUAAAUAGUGGAAAGCCUUUGUUGGUCUCAGGAAGAAUUCAAGGAACAGUAUCUUGAUGGUUUUUGGCCUACUGGGAACUUGCGGUAGUAGAUAUGGUCUUGCUUUUUGGCUAGUCUGAAAGGCAUAAGUAUGUGCCUGCGUGUGGCAAGAACAAUUGCACUCCGGUGUUUUGAAGGGUUAAACUGGGAACAGAUUGCAUUAGCCAGAUGGAGUGAAGGCUGAUGAUAUCACUAAGUGAAAUUGUUCCUUUGGGAUCAUUUGCCACCCAGCUAAUGAUCUGAACCAAACUGACUUUACAGAACCAUAUUCUAGGUCCUGGUCCAACUCCCACUGAUGCUAGUGGAAGUUUGUAAUAAUGAAUGCAAGCAGGAUAUGGUCCACUGGGAGUUUUGUCUUCAUGUUCAAUGGAGGCAGGAUCGGGGCCCAUAUCAGGGUACAGUGGUGCAUCUGAAUUAAUAACCCUACCUUUUAAAAUGCCUUCAGGGUUAAUGUACAAAAAAGCAUUAUCUAUCUGGCACAAAUCAUCUCUCUUGCUGAUUACACUCGUAUAUACUUUCUGUAUACAAGCAAUAAUCCCCCAUAUAUAGUUCUAAGUGUACCUGGAUAAUACGUUUUCUCAAAUUCAUGCAAACCUCCAUUUCAGAUCUGACCUCAACAGCUGGGUGCACAUAUGGGAUGUUGACUGCCUUCCUACGGUUUAUUUGUCAGGGGCAUUAAUGGGCAGAAGUUAGUAAUGACCUCUACUUUCAACUCUCUUCUUCUAGCUUUUAUCAUUCAGCAAAGUCAAAGUCUGUAAUUUCAGUGUGUUAUAACACACAAAUAUCCACAACUUUGAAAGCUUUCUAUGACUUCCUCUUCUGGGAAUUUCUGCUAAAUCAUGCUGGUAUUGCACAUUAAAACGUCCAAUAAUAUGUGUGAAACACUAAACUAGAGUUCUGAGUGACCAUGAACUGAAAUGAACAUUUUAGCCUAAUUUAUGGGAAAUGCGUUUUUAUCUAGUGUUAAUGGGUACUGUGGGUACAUAAUUAACACGCCUAUUAGUGACAUGCUUUAAGCACCCAAUAGACUCUAAGACUUAUGAUGAUGAUGAUAGAAGCUUUGAAACAGGUAGAUAUUUGGAAAGCAGUCUUAACAUUCUGUGAUCCACCUCUAUGAUAACCGAUUAGACAGCUGUUUCAAGACGUGUGAUCUAUUGGUCUUCUGAGACUCACUGUUACAUAUGUUUUUGUUUGUGAUGCUAUUCUAAGAGCCUCCCAAAAGUGAAAAUGAUUGUGGUCCUCUUUUGCUACUAAGGAAUAAGCUGUAUGUAUACAAUGUGCAUAUCUGGCAAAUAUAGUAGGAAUCCAAGAAAAUCAACAAAAAGUUUGGUUUCACAAAGCUUUGAACAUUCAAAUUCUGCUUGCCUUUGAGGGGAGAAUUUGGCUUGGAGAACUUUUUUCAAAAACUUGAAAAAGUUAUACAAAUGUUGGAUUUUUUUUAUUAAGGGAAAAAAAAAUCUCUUUUCUCACCAAAUGGAACUAAAUUGUCAAAAAUUCUUCAAGGUUUUGAAUUAUAGAUGUUCAAUGUUGUAAUGUGUUCUAACCGAGAUGUUAUAGAUUCUCCCAUCUGAAGCUAGACAAAUUCAGAUGAGAAAUAAAGUACACAUUUUUAACAGUGAGGGGAAUUAACCAUUGGAAUAGCUUACCUAGAGAAGUGGUGCAUUCUUCAUCAUUUGAAGUCUUUAUAUCAAGACUGUCUGUCUUUUUAAAAGAUAUGCUACAGCUCAACCAGAAGUUAUGGUUUUGGUUCAGGAAUUACUGGGUCAAAUUCCUAUGGCCUGUGUUAUGAAAGAGGACAGACUAGAUAAUUAUAACACUCCUUUUUAACCUUUAAAGAUCUUCUAAACUUUCCACAGUAUGCACCUGAUGAAGUGAGCUGUAGCUCACGAAAGCUUAUGCUCAAAUAAAUUGGUUAGUCUCUAAGGUGCCACAAGUACUCCUUUUCUUUUUAACCUUAGAUCUCUGAAUGUAAAGAGAGAGUGUGUGUGUCUUGUGGGACGCCAUUUAGACAGAAGGUGUCUAUGUGCCUUAGGAUAUGUUUUUCUGCCUGAAAGAUCAGUAAAUCUGUCCAAACUCUUUCUGGUAUUCUUAUCUUAAAUACGAUCUUCAUGUCUCCUUGUUUGCAUUUUGAAACCAGUCCCUUAUAUGAAAUCUUUCUAAGACCCCUUUUGUAUGAGCUCUUAUAGUAUAGGUAGCUGAAUUCUCUUGUCUGUAUGUUCAUCCCCUUCUUGAACUAGAUGAAAAUGUAGGCGUGUAUUUUGUGAUACACUCUCUGAUAUUGGGUGACAAAAAAUGCUUUGGGUAGAGAAAGCAGGGGACAAUGGAAGGGGGCAGUCCCAGAAUCAAGCAGUAAAUGUGAAGCCUUGGGGAUAUAGCUGCUCCUAUGCCUCUUCCUGUGGGGGAAAGGGAGAUAUGGCUGGGGCAUAAAAAUGUCUAGGUGAUUUCCUGGUUGCUGCUGGUAGCUGGCACCACUUAGGGCAGUCCACACACCGCUAAGUCUGCCUAGAGACCAGGCCAGUGUAUAUUGGUGUAGACUAAAGGGACGUAUGAAGGUAGUUUAAAGCCACCUUGGCACUAUGCUUCCUUGAACUGUGGCAAAUGCUCUUGAAUUGCAGCUCAAACUCUGGGUCUUUUUGUGAACAUAUUUCAGCCCAUGGGUUAUAGUCACACACUGUUGCACAUCUAUUUUUAAUUCUUCAUGAUUAGUUAUUUAUGGAGAUGGAGAGGUAAUAAUUGAUGACCUGAAGAAGGCUGAGGUGUUUAAUGCCUAUUCUGCUUCAAUCUUUGCUAAAAAAGGUUAAUGAUGGCCAGAUACUCAGCACAAUGAAUAUUGACAACAAGGAGAAAGGAAUGCAAGCCAAAAUAGGGAACAACAGGUUACAGAAUAUUUAAAUAAGUUGGAUGUAUUCAAUCCAGCAGGGCCUGAUGGAACUCAUUUUAGGGUACUUAAGGAACUAGCUGAAGCAAUCUCGGAACCAUAGCAAUUAUCUUUGAGAACGCAUGGAGGAGAGUGAGGUCCCAGAGGAUUGGAGAAGGGCAAAUAUAGUAGCUGUCUUUAAAAAGGUAAACAAGGAGGACCUGGAGAAUUAUAGACCAGUCAGCCUAACUUCAAUACCUGGAAAGGUACUGGAACAAAUUAUUAAACAAUCAGUUUAUAAGCAUCUAGAGGAUAAUAAGAUUAUAAGGAAUGGCCAGCCUGGAUUUGUCAAGAACAAAUCAGGCCAAACCACCAAUUUUCUUCUGUGGUAGGGUUACUGGUCUGGUGGAUGGGGGAAAGCAGUAGAAGUGAUAUAUCUUGAUUUUAGUAAGGCAUUUGAUUCAGUCCACAUGACAUUCUCAUAAGCAAACUAGGGAAAUGUGGUCCAGAUAAAAUUACUGUAUGGUAGGUUUGCAAAUGGUUGAAGGACCAUACUCAAAGAGUAGUUAUCAAUGGUUUGUAAUGGGCUUAAUCUGCAGCAAGGGAGAUUUAGGUUAGAUAUGAGGAAAACUUUUCUAACUAUAAGGGAAUAGGCUUGCAAAGAAGGUUGUAGAAUCCCAAUUAUUGGAGGUUUUUAUGAACAGUUGGACAAACACCUCUCAGGGAUGGUCUAGGUUUAUUUGGUCUUGUCUCAGCAGAGGAGGCUGGACUGGAUGUUUUAUUUAAGUCCCUUCCAGCCCUAGAUUUCUAUGAUUCUAUGGUACAUGGUUGAUUGCCCAAAUGACAUGGUGUUGUUUCUGCUCCUUGAUUGGUUGACUGAACAUUUUGUAAAGUGGAUGGGGAAGAAUCAAAGUGAUGGCUGCCCAAACACUUCCAGCAUAAAACAUCUUGGACCAUUUGCUUUGUGACCAUUCUCACAUAGAAAAACUCACUUGUACGAACAUCUGCAGACAAACAAUAAUAACAAUAAAACCAUAACAAUGAAAUCUAAUUAAAAUACCCUUUGUAAUGCUUUUUUGCCAUACUUGUUCAGCUUUGUGUGUGGAAUUUAGAACUGGAAUGAACAAAGCACUAGAGGAAACAUUAUAUGGAACACAAUCAUACACAAAAAAGCCAAAUCCUGCUUACCUGACCACCAGGAGAAUUCCCAUUGACUUCAGUGGGGAAUUAAUCAUAACAGUCACCCUGUAAAAAGAAAAGGAGUACUUGUGGCACC
Messenger RNA from Caretta caretta (loggerhead turtle), 6812 nucleotides. It is a transcript of the gene KCNK9, whose product is annotated as potassium two pore domain channel subfamily K member 9. NCBI's taxonomy places the organism in Eukaryota, Metazoa, Chordata, Testudines, Cheloniidae. Gene Ontology annotation, cellular component: plasma membrane. Gene Ontology annotation, biological process: potassium ion transmembrane transport; stabilization of membrane potential. The record is from RefSeq and is a predicted model, not a curated record. Gene Ontology annotation, molecular function: outward rectifier potassium channel activity; potassium ion leak channel activity.